Cuscuta campestris is the source of this 1576-nucleotide messenger RNA. The record is from the annotation of a GenBank genome assembly. NCBI's taxonomy places the organism in Eukaryota, Viridiplantae, Streptophyta, Magnoliopsida, Solanales, Convolvulaceae.
CAUUUGAAUUCCCUGGCCCGUCUACACAUUCACUCCUCUCUCGUCCAUCGCCGAUGCCCGAUAGCUCUCGUCCAUCGCCUCUCUCCAGUUUGUGCGUCUUUCAAUUCAUCUCUUUCCAUUGAGAGUAUCCGAGCGGCUAGGUCUGAAUCGCUUCCGCCGCCUCCUUCUUCCCUAGCUAAAACCUCCGAUCCAGAUUAUUUCUUCCUCAACCCUGCUUAUUCCAUUAAUUGGACUGUUCAACUUUCACAGAGUGACUGAGAAUGGAGUGUGUAGUUCAGGGAAUUAUCGAGACACAACAUGUGGAGGCCCUUGAGAUUCUUCUUCAAGGACUUUGUGGUGUUCAUAAAGAAAGCUUGCGAAUACAUGAAUUAUGCCUCAAAAGCAAGUCAAAUCUAGGGUUAGUGGGCUCAGAAAUUCGUCUCAUUUGUGAUCUUGAGCAACCUGAACCGAUGUGGACCGUUAGACACGUGGGCGGGGCAAUGAGAGGGUCUGGUGCGGAGCAAAUCUCUGUUCUGGUUAGGACAGUGGCUGAAAGCAGAGUGAGCAAGAACGCGCUCAGAGUCUUUAAUUCCCUGGGCUACAUACUAGACCAUGAGCUAUUGAGAGUUGGCUUUGGGUUCCAUUUCCAAAGAGGGGCACAUAUAACCGUGACCGUGUCGUCCAUAAAUAAGAUGCUGAAACUGCAUGCCACUGAUGAGGCUGUCCCUGUAACACCCGGCAUUCAGCUAGUUGAAGUGACAGCACCUGCUUCAGCUGAAAAUUACUCAGACAUUGCUGCUUCUGUAUCUUCAUUCUCCGAAUAUCUUGCACCGCUCUUGCAUUUGUCGAAACCGGGCAGUUCAACAGGGGUGGUUCCUACUGCUGCCGCGGCAGCGGCGUCUCUCAUGUCAGAUGGUGGAGGAACUAAGUUUUAGUGCAUGCGGAUAGGGGUUAUGCAAUGCUUGCCCUUCAUAUAAUAUCGGUGUUUGUGCAUUGUUCUCAUUUUGUAGUCACCCUUUUCGAAAGGAAAAAAAAGGUACACCAUCCAUUCAAUUGGAAAUUCUCAUAUUUGAGUUUUCUACCCAGAAUACUCAAAUCAAGUAAACUUUGGCUCAUAUGUUUUUAGUGGACAUUAAUGGAAGGUAUGAAUUUAUGCUUUCGUGAAAGUUUAAUAAAUACUCCCUCCGUCCCAAAAAGAUUUACACCUUUCAAAAAAAUUGUGUCCCACAAUCUCCUACCCAUUUCUAUUAAAAAACCACUUUUACCCCUUAUUUUUUUCAAACCCUACCUAUCACAUCAUACCUUUUUCCUAAUAAUUUAUACAUCACAUCUUACUUUUACCCAUCACAUUAAGGGUAUUUUUGGAAAGUCAACACAAAAUUAUCCCUCCCUUAAUUUCUACUUUAGUCAAAAUGGGUAACACUUUAUGGGACGGAGGGAGUAACAUUUUUUUUUAAAUUUCUUCCAUAUUUUUGUGAUACUUGAGCUAAAGGUCUCUUGGAAACAACUUCCUUACUUUAGAGUAGGGGCAGGUCUGCAUAACACACCCUCUCUAGACCGUACUCUCUUGGGAUUCAACGUAGUUGGGUCUUUUACG